Molecule: messenger RNA, 5033 nt
Organism: Condylostylus longicornis
Lineage: Eukaryota; Metazoa; Arthropoda; Insecta; Diptera; Dolichopodidae
Gene: Iml1
Product: GATOR complex protein Iml1
Exons: 23
Coding region: 398-4921 (1507 amino acids)
Biological process (GO): negative regulation of TORC1 signaling; positive regulation of autophagy; cellular response to amino acid starvation
Cellular component (GO): GATOR1 complex; lysosomal membrane
Molecular function (GO): GTPase activator activity
Source: RefSeq, a predicted model, not a curated record
UUUAAAUUUUGGAAAAUAAUAGCAUUUUUAUGAAAAAACAAAUUUGAAAAAUUUAAAUGCAAUUUUGUGAGCUAAGUAUUCAAGAAGUUCAUCUUGGAGAAUCAAAAAUUAAUUUAAUGUAUACCUAAUAAUCUUAUACUUAGAUUAAAAUUUUUUAAAAAUUUUUGGAUAUUCGUUAUUAAAUGUUUAAUUACACAUUAAUAUUCUAAUCACACAUUUGUACGUAUGCGGAUGGUAGCUAUUUGCCGCUUCGAUUCACUGCAUUCAUUUAUUUUGUUUAAUGACAUUUUGUUUUGAUUGUUUUUAUCGUUUAAUAUGUGAAAAUAUAGAAAAGUACAGAUAUUUCAAAAUAUAGAAAGUCAAUUUUUGGAUUUACUUAAAACUUAACUGAUUAAAAAUGAAGUUGUACAAGUUGUACGUUCAUCAAAAAUCUUUUAGCUCGGCUGAUUUGGUGAUAAAUCCGAAAGAUUUACCAGAAGCAAAAAUUGGAGAUGUGGUUGAAGUAUAUCAUCCUGAAGAUGAAGGUUCCAGACUUCUUUUACAAAUCACAUUAUUAAGUGACGAAGUAAAGAGUCGCGAGGAAACUAUUAGUAUUGAAUCAACUGUUGCUCAAGCUUUUAAUUUGAGAACCUUUUCUGAUGUCAUUAUGAGAAUUGUGAAUCCAUCAGCCGUGGCUUUGGAUUCAGUUGAAAUAACAUUUAAAGAUCAAUAUAUGGGACGAUCUGAAAUGUGGCGCUUGAAAACAUACUUGACAAACACUUGUAUAUACAUGAAUAAAAAAGUGGAAUUUUGUGAUGGUUGUAUACGAUGUCAAAUUUAUGAAAUGUGGUCCCAAGGAGAGCGUGUUACAUGUGGAGUGAUCAGCGAGGAUACAAAAGUUGUGUUUCGCAGUAGUACAUCAGGCGUUUAUUUGUUUAUUCAAAUGUCUUCCGAAAUGUGGGACUUUGACAUUUAUGGUGAUUUAUAUUUUGAAAAAGCUGUUAAUGGUUUUUUAAGUGAUUUGUUUAUGAAAUGGAAAAAAUUGGUAUCAAAUCAUGAAGUUACAAUUGUAUUGUUCUCAAGAACAUUUUAUACAGCGAAAAGUUUAGAAGAAUUUCCUGAUCAUAUGAGAGACUGUCUUCAAAAAGAUUAUAAAGGAAGAUUUUACGAAGAUUUUUAUCGUGUUGCAAUACAAAACGAAAGAAAUGAUGAUUGGAAUACCGUUUUAGUACAGUUAAGGAAAUUAUUUACGUCGUAUCAGGCAAGCGUACUGCGUUAUCACGAUAGAGAACAUGUUUAUGUCCCUCCAGCCAUAAAUUCAACUGCAGCCCAAGGAAAUUUUUUAGAAGUUUUGAAUAUUUCAUUAAAUGCUUUUGAAAAACAUUAUUUAGACAGAAGUUUUGACAGAACUGGUCAAUUAUCUGUUGUUAUAAGCCCUGGCGUAGGAGUAUUUGAAGUGGAUAGAGAAUUAACGAACAUAACAAAGCAAAGAGUGAUUGAUAACGGUGUUGGAAGUGACUUAGUUUGUGUAGGAGAGCAACCAUUACAUGCAGUUCCUUUGUUAAAGUUUCAUAAUAAAGAAACAAACUUAGCUGCUGAUGACUAUUCUUUACCACAUUGGAUAAAUUUAAGUUUUUAUUCUACAAAUAAGAAGGUAGCCUACUCCACAUUUAUUCCCCGCAUCAAACUUCCUCCAUUGGUUCCUACAAACGAUAAUGAAAAUGACAAGGAAAAUUCAAAAAUCAAAUUUUUAAGUUGCAAUCAAUCAGAUUACAUUCACAAUUCCCUAUUUGAUUAUGAUGCAUAUGAUGCUCAGAUAUUUCAAUUACCACCAGCUCAAGGCACUUGUUCGCUACAGAGAGUAAUCCGAGCUAAAAAAACAUCGGUUCCAAGUUUAGAAACUACUUCCUCACAUGAUUGGGAUAUUUCUACAACACCUAAAUUUUCUGCUUUACGUAGAAAAAUGUCAGAUCCAGAUAUUCAUUUUGGUGUUUCUGGAGUAUUAUCAACAUUAGUAGAUUCAACAAAUUUAUCAGAAUCUUUAAUAUCAGAAAAAAAUGUUCGUAGAACUAUUAUAGCUAGUAAAAACCCCAUUAUAAGACCAGGACGUGCCUUAAUUAAUCCUUUUGAUCCAUCACAUGUUACUAUUAAAUUAACAUCAAAUCGAAGGAGGUGGACUCAUAUAUUUCCAAAAGGACCUACCGGAGUUUUAAUACAACAGCAUCAUUAUCAAGCUAUUCCAGCAGCUAAUAAUUAUCAACAAAUUUCCGAUUCAAAAUCAUUUAGCUCUGGAUUCAAUUCUUCUGAAUAUGAGCACACUGCAACAUGUUUUUCGAAUUGUUCCGAUGAUAUAUUGAACGAUUCUUCCCGAAGAAAAAUGAAUAUUUUGAACACGAGUGCAACUCUUCCUCAAACAAAUUCAGUUUCAUCAAAAGCUUUAACAUAUCUUUGGGGAGCUACCGGUGAACAAGAAUGGACUCCAGCUCUUACGACUGUACUCAGCCAAAAGCGUAAUAAAAAAAUUUCUCAAGAAGAAUCUAAAAAAUUGGAGCCUUCAAAAACUAAAGGAGAAGUAAUUAUAGGAGUUGAUUGGAAAUCUUUAACAAUACCAGCUUGUUUACCAAUCACAACCGAUUAUUUUCCUGAUAAACGAUCUUUGGAUAAUGAUUAUGUUAUAUCAGAUUAUACACUUUUACCAGAUGAUGUUAAUGCUGAUUUUGCAAAUUGUCGGGCAGUUUAUCGAAAACCACUUACAACUGAAGAAGUUUUUAAAGAAAUUGUUUCACAACGUUUAGCACAAGGUUUUCAAUUGAUUGUUUUAGAAGAUAAUAAAAAUACUAGUCCACCACAAGCUCCGUGUUGUGGUGGAAAAAAACAAGUGCCGACAUCAGUAUUGAAAAUAAAACCACCUACAGAAAAAACAAUGGAAUAUUUGCUAUCAAUUGGAAGAAUUUUUCAUAAAAUAUCUUUAAGUGGCUCAGUAAUUACAGUAACUGGUUAUAGACCAAGACAUCCGUAUCCGCCAAUUAAAGUCGACUACCGUUAUCGAUUCCAUGCCCCGCAACAUGAUACAUAUGAAAUAUCUGGAGCUAAUUUUACAACAGAAAAAUUAGAAAAUUUUAAUUGGAAUUUUAUGGAUCAUUACAUAUGUACCCGGGGAGACACUGAUUAUCCAUUAUUUGAUGCACUUAAAUAUUGGCGUUAUAGAAUGUAUUUGUUACCAAAAGAACAUUUGGCAAUGAAAAAAAUAUUAGAAGGUGGUUCACAAAGAUGUGAUAUUUAUACAGAAAUUUCAAAUGAAGAUCCAAAACAACAGAUUGAGGAAUUCAUAAAAUUUUUAGAAACUCAUUUAAAUAAAUUAAAAAGAGUACAAUGUCGUAAAACAAGAGAAAGUUCGUCAACACAAUCGCAUCUAACUAGAAGAAGGCACAGUACUAGCAUUAUUACGAGAGCUCCGCCAAAUCAGGGAUUAGCAAAUUCACCAUUUCGUGAGCGAGUCGGAAGCAAUCGUUUACCAGAUAGAAGGCCAAGUAUUUUAACAAGAGCUGGUUCAAAACCAUUAGAACGUGGUAGAAUAUCACCAGCAGCUGAAGCAUCUACAAUAACAUUAACAUCUGAAAUGACAAAUUCAAAUGAAGAUAAUGAUGAUGCAUUCUUUAUGGAAAGUAAAUUAAAAUCAACAGCAACAUUAACAGAAAUAUUUGAAGCAUUCAAACAUCCAAUUAGUGGUGUUGGAUUUUUAAUGUCGGUACCAAGUUUACCAUCUGGAACAUUUGUGUCACUAGAUGCUGUUAAUUGGUUAAAAAAUAAAAUAGAAGGAAAUUUAAGGGAUCCAUUAGAUAUAUUAGAGAAUAUGAGAAAGGAAAGAAUGAUUUGUCAUGCAUCUGGAAAUUGGGAAAAACCUAUAAUUGUAGGAUUCUACCUAUACUAUGUUGUUAUUCAAGAUAAAACUUCAAAAGAUUAUACUCCACCACUGGGAGAUUUAAAUGCAUUCGAAAAUGAAUGGAUGGAAGUUGAAGUAAAAGGUUAUGAUUGUGGAGAAACAGUAAAAUCAUCGAUUCCAAAUUUUCUUAAAGAUAAACCGGCAUCAAAAAAUUGGAGCAAAGAUAGAAAUUCCAUUGUUUAUAAGCAUUCUCAUUUAGAAAUAGAUUCUACUAAAAAAAGUGAUAGAAUCGAAUGGGGUCAUGUUAAAUAUCAUAGUAUUAUGAUGCCUGGAAAUGCUUUUGAGAUUGUUGUACAAUGGGUUACAGCUUCCGGUCCGAUAGUUAAUGAUUUGAUAUCAGGGUGGACACGUAAGGCACCAAUGUGUGGCUUUCAGUUGGUCCCUAUACCAGCAGAUCCUUUAGCUGAACCAUUUACAGAAAAAUCUGAUCCACUUAGAGGACCAAUUUUUAUUCCCUUGAAUACCGAUUGUUUAAAACAAAGAGAUUAUCUUUUUGAAGAAUUUAAUGAGGAAACACGCUCUGAAAGGAUGUUACUGUUCCAGGAGGCAAUAUUAGCGAGAUUUGGUUUUAUGCCUUGCGUUUUGCAAAAUAAAUCUGGUUUUCAAAAAGAUAUACCUAAAGAAUAUCAGUAUGUUCAUUGUUCUGGUAAUAUGUUUGUUUUAAUAAGAUGUUUGACAUCAAAUAACGUACCAACAGAAUUUCCAAAUAAUUCUCAAGAGUCAUACGUUACACGUUUAGUUUAUGGCCACACUUACAAUACAAAUAUACCUAAGAAAGUUGGAUUUUUGUGGUCUUGGAAUCAUAUGAUUGCUAAUAAAAAGUGGAAAUCUUUAAUAAUCAACUGCUCACAAGAAGGAGAAUUAUUUCAACUACGAAUGUUGAAAGAUUUUAAAGAAUUCUGUUCAAAUCAAGAUCAAAGACUUAAAAAUUUUUGGGAUAAAUGUUGGGAUAUGAGAAAAAAUUCUGUAAUAAUUGAAAACGACGAAGAAACUAACUAACUAGAUUUUUUUUAUAAAAAUAUUUUCAUUUAUAUAAUUUUUUAUUCAAAUUUUUUAGAUAAUAAGAAUAUAGUUAUUUGUUAAAGAAUAAAAUGAUUUUUUAUAAAAUUUA